Molecule: messenger RNA, 2221 nt
Organism: Copidosoma floridanum
Lineage: Eukaryota; Metazoa; Arthropoda; Insecta; Hymenoptera; Encyrtidae
Product: alpha-tocopherol transfer protein-like
Cellular component (GO): membrane
Molecular function (GO): phosphatidylinositol bisphosphate binding
Source: RefSeq, a predicted model, not a curated record
UGCUUGUUUGAUAGCACACAAACAAUGUUGGACAGCUUUUAUUACUAUGCCACGUGCAAGCUCUCUUUUGUUUGUUUACGACGACAUAUUGGGGUGAAGUGAAACUUGUAGGAUGGCGAGGAUGCCUGACAGAUGACAGUAAAGCGUUAAUAGAAAAGAAAAAAAUAAGUUUGAAUUCAUACAAUAUGAUUUGUAUGAAAUAGUCUUUUCGGAUUAUCGGCUCUUCUUCGAGGGUAUAUGACUUUGCACGAUGCUGACGGACAUGGAAAAGUUUCCGUCCAUCAAAUUGGGCGAUUUUACCCUCGAGUUCGAGCUCGGCCCUCCUAGUGCCGAGAUCCAAGAGGUCGCGAGGAAGGAGCUCCGCGAGAGCCCCGAACUUCAGAAGCAAGCCGUAGAAGAGCUCAGGAAACUUCUCCGAGCGGAGAGUAAUCUAAAGUGCCCGAUCGACAACGACGUGUGGCUGACGAGGUUCCUGCGGCCCUGCAAGUACCACCCGGAUUCGGCGCUCAAGCUCGUCAAAAACUAUUACCAGUUCAAGGUGAAACACGCCAACGUGUACGACGGCCUCAAGCCCAGCCGCGAGCGCAACAUCUUCCAGCACAACAUACUCACGGUGCUCCCGAACCGCGACCAGCAUGGCCGGCGUAUCCUCAUUAUAGAGCUCGGCAAAAAGUGGAAGCACAGUGAGGUCACCCUCGACGAGGUUUUCAAGGGCUGCGUCCUGUACCUAGAGGCGGCGAUGCUGGAGCCAACGACGCAGAUAGCCGGUGCCAUCGUGAUUUUCGACAUGGACGGCCUCUCCAUGCAACAGACCAUGCAGUUCACGCCGCCGUUUGCCAAGAGGAUAGUCGAUUGGCUGCAGGACGCGGUGCCCCUCAGGAUCAAGAACAUACACAUCAUCAACCAGCCGUACAUCUUCAACAUGGUCUUUGCGCUCUUUAAGCCCUUUCUCAGGGAGAAACUCAAGAGUCGGAUCAUCUUCCACGGCAAGGAUCGCAAGUCGCUUCACAAGCACAUAUCGGCAAAGUGGCUGCCCGAGUGUUACGGCGGAACUUUGACGAUCCCGAGGGUAACUGGAAGUCAGUGGCUGGAGCUGCUCUUGCUGUGUGACCACGAAUACGAAGCCAUCAACUCGUACGGAUACAACAAGACAUAAAUACUACAAAGGAGCAUCAGAGGAACAUCUCAGCGCCGAUGAUCCGAGAAAAGUAUUCCUGAGCCUUGCGAAGGAUUGUUCCUUUUUUUUGUCUCUCUAAAGUUCUACUGGUGCUUAACAUAUUAUUAUUAGAUCAUUGACUGUUGAUCGGUCGGUUACUUGAAACACGAUAAAAAAAAAUAGAAGAGAGCGGUACACCAAUUUUGGGCUUUCAAAGUAUAGAAAACUGCCAUGUUACACUGAGUGAAAAAAAAAAAAUAAAAAUCUAAUCAACUAAUACGUGUAGUUACUGCAGUAAAACGUGGAACGGUUCUUGAUAUUUUUAAUAUUAUUAGUCAUUGAAAGCGCACUGUUGUGUGAUAUUUAUUGUUACGCGUACGUUGAUUGUUUGUUAAGGUUGUGCGAUGUGUUUAUACAUGUGUACAAAUAUUAUAGAUAAUGUUUGUAUAUGCGUUGCAAAAAGUAAGCAUGUGAGAAAGAAAAAAGUAAAAAUUUUCGAUAUUUUUGUAAAGUAUAUUUCCAGUUUCUCUGAUUAAGAGUAGAUGGCCCAAUUAUCGAGAGUAUCCAUGAUUGUUACAUAACUGAUGAAUAGAGUGUGAUUUAUAAAUAAAUUUUGGUUUUUUACAAGUCAAAGUACUCAACGACUCGGUUUAUUUUAUGUAAUUGUUACUUAGAGCCUUGUUGAUAGGGAAAGGACUUGAUAAUUAGAUCAUCUACCUUGGUGUCGAUGAAAAAAAAAAAAAAAAAAAAAAACUUAUCGAACGAUGUCUGAUGAGGUCUCUCAUUGAAUUUACUAUGUGCGAGUUAGGGGGGCACGUAUUUUGUGUAAUAGUAUAGCUUAAAACGUAGUUAUGAAAAACAGACUAGUGCAUGUACUGGUGCUGUAGUGUCAUUGCAUUUGAGGAAUAUGGGAACAGCCUUUUUCAAUGUUAAUUACAAUGUCAUUGUAUAGAAAUUUUUUGUUUUUAAAGUUACUGUUACUAUUGCAUGAACAAUAUUAUGCAGUAGAGUUGUACGUUUUUAAAAACUUUUUUUUAUUUAGCUAAAAAUGGUAAACAUUCGAAA